AUGGGAACCCUCAUUGACAGAUUCGAAGAACACGAUGGCCCCGUCCGUGGUGUGGACUUCCACCCAACCCAGCCCCUGUUCGUGUCGGGAGGCGAUGACUACAAGAUCAAGGUCUGGAACUACCAGACUCGGAGAUGCCUGUUCACAUUGAAUGGCCAUCUGGAUUAUGUCCGGACGGUCUUCUUCCACCCGGAGCUCCCUUGGAUCCUGUCUGCGUCCGAUGACCAGACCAUCAGAAUCUGGAACUGGCAAAACCGCUCACUCAUCUGCACGAUGACCGGCCACAACCACUACGUGAUGUGCGCCCAGUUCCACCCCACCGAAGACCUCAUCGCCUCGGCCUCCUUGGACCAGUCCGUUCGCAUUUGGGAUAUCUCCGGCUUGCGCAAGAAGCAUUCGGCCCCGACCUCGAUUUCCUUCGAAGACCAGAUGGCCCGAGCCAACCAGAACCAGGCCGAUAUGUUUGGCAACACCGAUGCAGUUGUCAAGUUUGUGCUGGAGGGACACGAUCGCGGAGUGAACUGGGUGUCAUUCCACCCCACACUGCCUUUGCUUGUCUCCGCCGGUGACGACCGGCUGGUGAAGCUCUGGCGCAUGAGUGAGACCAAGGCCUGGGAAGUUGACACCUGCCGCGGUCAUUUCCAGAACGCCUCCGCCGCUCUCUUCCACCCACACCAGGAUCUCAUUCUCUCCGUUGGUGAGGAUAAGUCGAUCCGGGCGUGGGAUCUCAACAAGCGCACUUCCGUACAGUCUUUCAAGCGCGACCUCGACCGAUUUUGGGUUAUUGCCGCCCACCCCGAAAUGAACCUGUUUGCCGCAGGCCACGACACCGGUGUCAUGGUCUUCAAGCUUGAGCGAGAGCGCCCUGCCUCCGCUAUUCACCAGAACCAGCUGUUCUACAUCACAAAGGAGAAGCACGUGAAGAUGUAUGACUUCGCCAAGAAUGUCGAGUCUCCUCCCAUGCUCUCUCUGCGCAAGCUCGGCUCCCCAUGGGUUCCUCCCCGAACCCUCUCCUAUAACCCCGCCGAGCGUGCCAUCCUGGUUACCACGCCCGCUGACAACGGUACUUACGAGCUGAUCCAUCUGCCCCGGGAUGCCACAGGCGCCGUGGAGCCCACAGACGUCAAGCGUGGACAGGCAACCUCCGCCGUCUUUGUUGCCCGCAACCGCUUUGCCGUCUUCAACCCUUCCAGCCAGGUGGUCGAUAUCAAGGAUCUCAGCAAUUCCACAACCAAGUCAAUCAAGCCCCCAGCUGGUACAACUGACAUUUACUUUGGUGGCACCGGAUGCCUGCUGUUCAUCACCCCCACCCAUGUCGCUCUGUUCGAUAUUCAACAAAAGAAGCAGCUCGCCGAGCUCGCCGUGAGCGGUGUGAAGUAUGUGGUGUGGUCUAACGAUGGUCUUUACUGCGCUUUGCUGAGCAAACACAACGUCACGAUCGUCACCAAGACCCUCGAGCAAGUUAGCACCCUGCACGAGACCAUCCGAAUCAAGAGUGCUACCUGGGAUGACGCCGGUGUGCUGCUCUAUUCCACUCUCAACCACGUCAAGUACUCUCUUCUCAACGGCGACAACGGUAUCAUCCGUACUCUUGACCAGACUGUGUACUUGGUGCGCGUCAAGGGACGUAGUGUUUACGCUCUUGACCGCAAUGCCCAGCCCCGUGUCUUGGAGAUCGACCCCACCGAAUACCGCUUCAAGCUCGCUUUGGUCAAGCGGAACUACGACGAGAUGCUGCAGAUCAUCAAGACCUCCAGCUUGGUUGGCCAGAGCAUCAUCUCAUACUUGCAGAAGAAGGGCUAUCCCGAGAUCGCCCUGCAGUUCGUUCAGGACCCCCAGACUCGCUUUGACCUGGCUCUUGAAUGUGGCAACCUCGAGGUUGCUAACGAGAUGGCUCGGGAAUUGGAUCGCCCCAACUUCUGGACCAGACUUGGAACCGAGGCCUUGGCUCACGGUAACCACCAGACCGUUGAAAUGACCUACCAAAAGCAGCGCAACUUCGACAAGCUUUCUUUCCUGUAUCUCGCUACCGGUGACCAGGAGAAGCUCUCUCGUAUGGCUAAGAUUGCCGAGCACCGCGGCGAUUUCACUUCUCGCUUCCAGAACGCCAUCUACCGAGGAGAUGUCGAAGACCGUAUCCAGAUGUUCAAGGAGGUCGACCUGUAUCCCCUUGCCUACCUGACUGCCAAGUCACAUGGCCUGACUGAAGAGGCCGAGUCCAUUCUGGAGGCAUGUGGUCUUACCGAAGACCAGAUCGGUUUGCCUACUCUCGAGCAACCUUUGCAGGUUCCGAACCCCAUUGUGCCCACAUUUAAGUCCAACUGGCCCGUUAAGGCUGCUGGUCACUCUUCCUUCGAGAAGGCCCUCCUUGGCGAGGUUGGUGCUGACGAAGACAUUGAUGUUGAUGGGUAUGACGAACAAAUGGAUGAUGAAGAAGAAGCCACUCUCGCUCGGGAGACCUUGGACGAUGAUGACGAGGAGCCCUCCGGGUGGGACAUGGGUGACGAUGUCACUGUCGAGGAAGAUGUUGACUUUGUGAAUGUGGAAAGCGCCGAAGCUGGCGCCGCUAGUUCUGAAGCCGAUCUCUGGGCUCGCAACUCUCCAUUGGCCGCGGAUCACGUCGCUGCCGGCUCUUUCGAUACUGCCAUGCAGCUUCUGAACCGUCAAGUUGGUGCCGUCCAGUUUGCCCCCCUGAAGUCUCGCUUCCUCGAAAUCUACAAGGCAUCCAAGACGUACCUCCCAGCGAGCGCUGGCCUUCCGCCCUUGGUCAACUACGUGCGCAGAACUGUCGAUGAGACCGACUCCCGCAAGAUGCUGCCCAUCAUCCCCCGCGACCUUGAGACCGUCGCCACCGUCGACUUGCAGGAAGGCUAUGGUGCUAUGCGCUCCAACAAGCUGGAAGACGGCGUCGCCACUUUCAAGAGGAUCCUGCACACUCUGCUUGUCAACACAGUCUCAUCCGAGGCUGAUGUGGACCAAGCCAAGAAGCUCAUUGCUACUGCUCGUGAAUACAUUCUCGCCAUGUCCAUUGAGCUUGAGCGCCGAACCCUCUCCACCGACAGCCCCGAGAACCUCAAGCGUAGUCUUGAACUGUCUGCCUACUUCACCAUCCCCAAGCUCGAGGUGGCUCACCGCCAACUUGCUUUGAUGGCUGCGAUGAAGCUCGCUUUCGCCAACAAGAACUACGGCUCUGCUCUGAGCUUUGCCAACCGGAUGCUGGCCAACGGAGGCUCGGCUAAGCUCUUGGAACAGGCCAAGAAGAUCAAGGCUCAAUGCGAGCGCAACCCGCAAGAUCAAAUUGACAUCGACUUCGACCCCUUCGCCGAAUUCGACAUCUGUGCCGCCUCCUUCACCCCGAUCUACAACGGCUCUCCUAGCGUGUCGGAUCCUUUCACCGGCGCCAAGUACCACCCGCAGUACAAGGGCAGUGUCGACCGGAUAUCUGAGGUGACUGAGAUUGGGGCACCGGCCAGUGGCCUGCGUCUCUUUGUCCCCAGUCAAUUUUGA
This is a messenger RNA of Penicillium olsonii, 3507 nucleotides long. NCBI's taxonomy places the organism in Eukaryota, Fungi, Ascomycota, Eurotiomycetes, Eurotiales, Aspergillaceae. The record is from the annotation of a GenBank genome assembly.